AUGACGACCUCAAAAACACCCGACUCGUUUCAAGCGCACAAGGCCAGGAAGCGCCUUGAUCAAUUUUCCACCGACUUGGAAACGGCCAUAAACCAUGCGACAAAAUUCAAACCUUAUCGAAAGACAGCUGUAAUCGCCUUUCACUGGGAGAAUGAUGAUAUAGGGGUCGAGCCUCUCGAGAGAGAACUCCUAGACGUCUUCAAAUCUGUUUAUGGAUUUGAGACCGAGAGUUUCACGAUUCCGCUUAUCGAGUCCCAGUUCAAACUUCUAGAAUGUCUUGUUUCCUGGUCACGACGAAGUUCUGGAGAAGAUACGCUCCGGAUUUUUGUUUACUCAGGGCAUGCGGGGUUUGCUGGAACAGUGGCCAGUCGCUGGGACUUGGCCGGCAAAUGCGAUCAGUAUACCGGUAACCUGCAAGGUCCUAACCUCAACUGGUGGGAAAUUCGUGGCUACCUCGAACAAUACACGGGCGAAGUUUGUUAUCUUUUUGAUUGUUGCUCCGGAGGAUCAGGGGCCUUGAGCGCGUACCACGGCGCAGAGUUUAUGGCAGCCUCUACCUGGGAUCAGACAGCAGUGUUGAAUGUCCAUUUCUCCUUCACCCGAAUUCUCAUCGACGAGCUCCGUCAGUUAAACGGUCAGGCUGAGACGCUGGCUAGUAUCUAUGCCCGAAUUUUCCGCUACGCACAGCAGAAUCAGAUUGGGGCUGCACCAAUCCAUAUCCCUAAACCGAAUUCGCCAAGCGUGACUAUCGGUUGUAAUCGCUCAAGGCCGGUCACAAGAAGCGUCGACCGAGAGUCUUACAGGGUGCUACUUAGCAUCAAAGUCCGGGAAGAGAUUCCCCUAGAUUUCACCCAAUGGAAAGAAUGGCUUACUCGCAAUAUUCCUGCUAACGUUUUGUCCACUAAUGUCACUGUCGAAGGAGCAUUUCGAGGCUCUAGUCUCCUUCUUUUCACGGUUCCUAUCGAGAUCUGGACUAUGAUACCGGCUGAUGACCCAUCCUACACAUUUAUUGGACACGUUACGUCUCAUAAUCUCCUGUCCCAACAACCGACUCAAACAAGCACACUAACAAGCACACUACCAAUGCACUCUGGCGCUCCAUCUGGAAGAGAAAACCAGCCACCGCGAAGCCCCAACAGAAAGCCGUUCGGUAGUCCUAAGCGUUGA
Penicillium roqueforti is the source of this 1167-nucleotide messenger RNA. RefSeq lists its product as uncharacterized. NCBI's taxonomy places the organism in Eukaryota, Fungi, Ascomycota, Eurotiomycetes, Eurotiales, Aspergillaceae. The coding region runs from base 1 to 1167 and encodes 388 amino acids. The transcript has 2 exons. The record is from RefSeq and is a predicted model, not a curated record.